This is a messenger RNA of Cooperia oncophora, 486 nucleotides long. Lineage: Eukaryota; Metazoa; Nematoda; Chromadorea; Rhabditida; Trichostrongylidae. The record is from the annotation of a GenBank genome assembly.
AUGAAAGAGACAUUCAAGAAGACAUCGAUAGAAAAGGACGUUGCCGUUCAAACUCUGCAGACUGGAGCUAUGGAGGAGCUCAACCGUAUCGGAACCCGGUUUCCAGUAAUCGACUCAGAAUUUUGUAUUUUGUCACAAGAACUAGAAUUUUCCAGCGUUCUCUCAUGGUCAUAUUCGCUAUUUGGACGAUUUGGUUGGCUUUUGUUGUGCAUGAACAUGGCAACUUUCCUUUCAACUCCUCGAGUUUGCAAGAAGGUCGAAUACCUUUCAUUGGUUCUCAGUCUCCACAUGAGGUGGCCAGCGUUGUUCGCCGAGUUCAACAUGAGUUUGUCGGGAAGUUACAUUACCUUCCUACCGCCAAUCAUUCUGAAAACAUCGGUGAAUGCUUCUGACCCAUUUCUUUAUCCCAAAUCGUCGAAAAGAGAUGCUCAUUCUAAGCAGACACCACAUCAGCUGGAAUCCGACAGUCGCAGUGCACUCAAGUAA